This is a messenger RNA of Capronia coronata CBS 617.96, 756 nucleotides long. RefSeq lists its product as uncharacterized. The transcript is spliced from 2 exons. NCBI's taxonomy places the organism in Eukaryota, Fungi, Ascomycota, Eurotiomycetes, Chaetothyriales, Herpotrichiellaceae. Gene Ontology annotation, molecular function: misfolded protein binding; ubiquitin-specific protease binding. Bases 1 to 756 code for a protein of 251 amino acids. Gene Ontology annotation, cellular component: endoplasmic reticulum membrane; Hrd1p ubiquitin ligase ERAD-L complex. Gene Ontology annotation, biological process: endoplasmic reticulum unfolded protein response. The record is from RefSeq and is a predicted model, not a curated record.
AUGGCUGCCAUGCUUGGAGGCGGCGAGGAGCCCUUGGGGCAGCUGGGGCAGUUUCCGCUGGAACAAUGGUUCUUUGAGAUGCCGCCAUGUACACGAUAUUGGACCACUGCUACCGUCAUCACGUCCAUUCUGCUACAGUGCAAGGUCAUCACACCAUUCCAACUGUUCUACUCCUUCCCGGCGGUUUACUAUAAAUCACAAUACUGGCGCCUAUUCACCACCUUCAUCUACUUCGGACCGCCCUCUCUCGAUCUUGCCUUCCACAUCUUCUUCCUCCAGCGAUAUUCAAGACUGUUGGAACAAGGAUCUGGGCCAUCGCCUGCCGUCUUCUCAUGGCUACUGCUGUACGCCUGCACCUCGCUCCUCGUCCUCAGUACGCUCACAACCUCCAUCCCAUUUCUCGGGUCGGCAUUGUCCAGUACGUUGGUGUACAUUUGGUCGCGACGGAACCCCGAUAUUCGCCUCAGUUUCAUCGGAGUUCUUGUGUUUACUGCGCCAUAUCUGCCGUGGGUUCUGAUGGCGUUCCACAUGUUCAUGCACGGGAGCAUUCCAAAGGACGAGAUUCUGGGCGUGGUUGUCGGCCACGUUUACUACUUCUUCGCGGAUGUCUGGCCAGGACUGCAUGAAGGUCAACGGCCGAUGGAUCCUCCUGAGUUCUGGGUCCGGCUAUGGGAAGGCCGGCGAGGAGAGACAGGCGUGCGAAACAUCGAGGGAGACGUGGCUGCCGCUGCUGCACGACCAGGCGAGGUACGAUGA